Bacillus rossius redtenbacheri is the source of this 2381-nucleotide messenger RNA. RefSeq lists its product as uncharacterized. The record is from RefSeq and is a predicted model, not a curated record. Lineage: Eukaryota; Metazoa; Arthropoda; Insecta; Phasmatodea; Bacillidae. The coding region runs from base 1029 to 2381 and encodes 450 amino acids. The transcript is spliced from 3 exons.
AACAACUUCUCCCAGCUGUUGGUUGUGGUUAGAAUUUAACUUAUAAAGUUAUAACAAUAGUAGAAGAUUCUGCGUUAUUUUUCACUAUUCCUCUGAUUUUUACAUUAUAAUGUAUAGUGUGUAGGAGAAAUAAUGUAUAGCAGAGGAAAAAAACUUGUUGAACUUGUAAAAACGAAAAUAGCUAAAGAGAAUACCUCCAGUUUAAAUGCAGGUAAGUGCUAAUUAAAUUUAGUGUGGUACUCCAUUUAUGUCUGUAACUGCAGUAAAAUCUUUUGCAUUAUUACUUUUGUCUUUUAUUUUAUUUCAGAUGUGAUUGAAAAUGUGAAAGACAUACCUGUUGUAACAAACGACCGAAUUGAGGUUAGGGACGAUAUAGAUGAGAAAGGAACUGUGAAUAUCGCGGAAUACUGGUCAGAAAGAAAAACAAACGAGGACGAUCAUGUCUUUGUUCAAGAUACUAGGAACACAAUUUCGAAUGGUAUGGAUGAAGAAAUUUCUAAUGUGACUGAAGAACAACUCGUUAAUGUUGAUGGCACACAGCUACCAAACACCUCAUCAUACAAUUGGGAACUUGAUGAAGUUUUAUUUGAAGUUGUUGUUGAGGACACAGGCCUUGCAAGUAAGUUACAUAGUAUGAGUUGGCAUGUAAGCGUAGAUGUAAAACUAUUAUUAUAUUGUAGUCUUUGGCUUUAUUGUGUGGUUAUACUUACGUCAUUAUUUUUAUGUGUAGGUAAUAAUGAAGAUGGAAGUUUGACAGUGCUCCAACCAAUGGUUAUUGAAGACAUUGCAGAUGCAAAUAACAGAAAUAAAGAAAAUGAACCACAUUAUGAACAGAGUGAAUUUUCCUAUGAUGUUGUUGAUGAGGACAGAGGCCUUGAAAAUACGCGGAACACAUGGGCAGGUAAGAGAGUUGAUACAAAACUAAUCAUUCUUUUAAAAGUCAUUGGCAUUAUUGUGUGCUUGUAGCUAAAAUAAUUGUUUUACUUAUAGGUAAUAAUGGAGAUGGAAGUUUGACAGUGCUCCAUCCAAUGGUUACUGAAGACAUUGCAGAAGUAAAUAUUGAUAAUGGAGAAAUUGAUCCAGAUUAUGAACCGAUAGAAGAGAAAAGCUCAAGUGAAGAUGAUGUUUCCGUUAAUGUUCCUCGCCAGAGGAAGGCUGGUCUCGGAGAAAAAGAAGACAAUACACAAACAAUUGAAGCUGAAGUGAAAAAAUGUAGGUUUUCAAGAGCAAGAAAAAGAGAAAAGUGUGUAAACCGUAACAGAGGGGUGUCAUACACAACUUUAAGCGGUAAAGUUGUCAAAGCUAGAGUAAUGAAACCUCUUAGAGACUGUCGAGCAGAAUGUAGAAAGAGACUUCCUGAAGACAUAAGAGAAAGUAUUUUUAAAGAAUAUUGGUCUCUUGGUAGUAGAGACAGGAGAGUAGCAUAUGUUGCCAGCCUUGUUGAUACUAUGGAAACCAAAACAUCAAGAAAAAGAGCUUACAAUCCUGAUAAAGAGAAAUUUAGAAUGGUUACACAUACGUUUCAUUUUAAGAUAAAUGGGAAAAGAGAAAAAGUUUGUAGGGGAUGUUUUAUGAACACAUUAGAUGAGACACAAAUGUUUGUAACUCUUGCAAUCACCAACAGAAGUACCUCUACAUCUGGUAUCACACAGCAGGACAACAGGGGAAAAACAUCACCUGGUAAUGCAAUUUCUGAUGAACGACUGGAUGAGGUUCGAAGGCAUAUACAAUCAUUCCCUUCUUACGAAUCUCAUUACACGCGAAGAACAAACAACAAGAAGUAUCUUCCUUCUUUUCUGGAUUUGAAUACUAUGUUCUCAUUUUACAAAGAAUCAACUUCUAAUCCUGUGGGGCGUACUGUAUAUACUAGGGAGUUUAAGUCCUUGGGACUAGCCUUUAAAGCACCAAAAGUAGACACUUGUCAUAGGUGUGACACAUUACAAAUGAAAGUGAAGCUAGCGAGUGGUGCAGAAGAAGAAGAUAUAAAACAGGAAAUAUCUGUGCAUCAUGCAGAAGCUGAUAAAGCAUACCUACAGAAAGAUCUCGACAAGAAAACUGCUAAAGAUGAUCCUAGCAAAAGGUGUUUUACGUUCGACUUACAACAAUGUUUGCCCACACCUUUUGUUCAGUCGUCUGUGUCUUUUUACAAAAGACAGCUCUGGACGUAUAAUUUAACUAUGCACGAAACUAGUAAACCAUCUGUUCGUUGUUAUAUGUGGCAUGAAGGCGAAGGUGCUCGUGGAGCAAAUCAAGUUGCCACAUGUGUAUUGAGAGAGCUUUCUGAGUUACCUGAAGAUGUAACGCACAUUAUUUUAUAUUCAGAUAAAUGUGGCGGCCAGAACCGCAGGGAAGCCAGUGGCCGGACGGACUGGGAGGUUUGA